AUGUCAGCGAACACUCUCCCAUCUACCGUGCGCGCUCUGCUGCAAGCCGACCCUACUUCUACAGCCGUCACGCUCGUUGAGCGCCCUCUGCCAACACCAGAUUUUGCAAAGGGCGAGCAUCUGAUCCGUGUUUAUGCUGCGUCCCCAUGCGCGGGAGAACUCCUAUGGCCUACUUUCGUUGACACUCCUGGGAAGGAGAUCAUUACCUGCGACGAUGUUGCAGGGGUGGUAGCGAGCGCCCCCGAAGGCUCUCCAUUCAAAGUAGGGGAUGAAGUAUAUGCUCGCACGAGCUACUAUCGCCCUGGGUGUGCUCGUGACUACGCAAUUGUUACUACGGACGAAUUAGCCGCACGUCCCCGCAAGCUAAGCUGGGCGGAGUCUGCAGCUGUGCCUCUUUCAGCAGAAAGUGCGUGGCAGGCUCUAUUUAAGCAUGCUGGGGUGGGCGAGUUUGAUAGCCCGAACUGGAAGGGCAAACGUAUCCUGGUGACUGGGGCUUCAGGAGGUGUUGGGACCUGGGUCGUCCAAAUUGCAAGUCUCAUAGGCGCGGAAGUGGUCGGUACUUGCGGACCAGCCAACAUGGACCAUGUCCGGGCUCUAGGAGCUACGGAAGUGCUAAACUAUCGCUCAACCAAGAUCUCUGAAUGGGGCCAGAGCGAAGUGAACAAGGUCGACGUCGUCAUUGACUGUAUUGGCGGGGAUUCACUUGAAGACGCCUGGUGGUGUCUUCGUGAAAACGGCAUAAUUAUUAGUAUAAACCAGCCGCCAGAGAACAGACGACCAACAGAAUUGGCCGUAUCUGGCGUGAAAGAUCUUUUCUUCAUCAUGGAGCCAUCUGGUGUGGAACUAGCGGAGAUCACACAGUUGAUUGACAAGGGAAAAUGCCGGCCGGUUGUUGACAGUGUCUGGCCCUUGGAGCAGUUUCAAAAUGCGUACAAACGUCUAGAUAGUGGCCACGCCCGCGGUAAAGUCAUUUUUGAUAUGUUGUUGAACACUCAAAAAUGA
Molecule: messenger RNA, 1002 nt
Organism: Penicillium riverlandense
Lineage: Eukaryota; Fungi; Ascomycota; Eurotiomycetes; Eurotiales; Aspergillaceae
Product: NADP-dependent oxidoreductase
Exons: 1
Coding region: 1-1002 (333 amino acids)
Molecular function (GO): zinc ion binding; oxidoreductase activity
Source: RefSeq, a predicted model, not a curated record